Daucus carota subsp. sativus is the source of this 1603-nucleotide messenger RNA. Its product is annotated as ankyrin repeat-containing protein At2g01680-like. The record is from RefSeq and is a predicted model, not a curated record. The transcript has 3 exons. Gene Ontology annotation, molecular function: protein binding. NCBI's taxonomy places the organism in Eukaryota, Viridiplantae, Streptophyta, Magnoliopsida, Apiales, Apiaceae. Bases 157 to 1533 code for a protein of 458 amino acids.
AAAUGACGGGAUUGAAGAGUAACAAAUAUUUGAUUAUUUCUCAUCCUUAAACCCCUAUAAAUAUGCUGCCGGGAGAAUGAUAACAAAGGCAUCAGAUAUUUUGCUUUAACACAAUCUACGCCUCGAUCUUAAUCUCUGCACCGACAGAUAUAAAGCAUGAAUAUUGAGGUGAUGGAGAAGAAGCUGUACGAUGCAUGUUUGGAAGGAGACGUGGAGAUGUUGAAGGAGUUGAUGAGAAAAGAUGGCCUCAUUCUUGCUCAGCUUUCGAUAUCUUCUUGCUUUAACCAAACACCCCUGCACUUAGCUUCCAUGCUAGGUCACUUUGAAUUUGCUAAAGCUCUUCUCUCUUAUAAGCCUGAUUUUGCAAGUAGGUUGGAUUCACAAGACCGUUCUCCUCUUCAUGUGGCAUCUGCUAAUGGAUAUGCGAAUAUUGUUAAACUAUUGUUGGAGUAUGAUCAGGAAAUGUGCCGAGUUCAUGAUGAGGAUGGAAGGACUCCUCUCCAUUUGGCUGUCAUGAACGGUCAAUUUGAGUCUGUUAUUGAGUUGAUGAAAAUCAACUCGUUUGAUGAUGAAGAGACAGUAUUUCACUUGUGUGUUACUUAUAAUCGUUUAAAUCUACUGAUUCGUUUAUUAGAGCUGAAUUUCCAUGAUCUAUCGAACAUGAAAGAUGGCAAUGGAGACACUGUUUUACACACUGCAGCAGCCUUGAAGCGAAUGCAGAUGAUGAAGUACCUGGUCAAGAGUAGACAUAAAGUGGAUGUGAAUGCCCGGAAUAAAAAUGGUCUCACAGCUUUGGACAUAGUAGAGCAGAUGCCGAAAGAUCUGAAAACCCUGGAAAUUAAGGAGCUUCUCAUCUCAGCUAAUCCUUCGAGGGUUCAUGAGCAUGCUGCACUCACGGUGACUACCACAGUAGCUGGUGAUAAAGACAUAAUAAUCAAACCGCAAAAGAAGUUGUGGAAUCGGCUAAAAACGUUCACCAUUUUCCAAGAGAUAUCUGCAAAAAGAGAGGAGACCCCGAAGGUAGAGUCGCUCGAGUACGUCCUGCUAGCAGCCUCUGUCAUAGCUGCCAUGUCUUACCAGGCAGCCACUAACCCUCCCGGUGGAAUCGCUGGAGUGGAUGCUACAGACAAUGUAGCCCCUGUUUUAGGACAAAUUCAUCUCGAACCUGCUGAUUCACUUCUAGCCUUCUUCUACCCAACACUGAGUGGUGCGUUUUGGGUAACCAACACGAUCUCGUUUGUGGCUUCUCUAAGUAUCAUCUUUCUCUACGUGACUGGCGCAACUCUGAAAAAGAAGAUCUUUAUUUGGCUCAUACGGGGAGCCAUGUGGAUAACUCUCACAGCAAUGAGUGUGGCCUAUUUCUGUGCAGUUUGGGCCACCAACCCACGGGACGACAGUAGGCAUGACAAUACAUUCCUUGCUACCCUUUGUGGAUUAAUUAUAUGGGGGGGAUUGGUGCUCGUAUCCGUUUCAGUUGUUAGUUUUCGUGCUCUUCUCUAUAUUAUCAGGCCAACUAAGAAUUUAAAUUUAUAAUAUUUGUAAUAAAAUAUAUAUAUUUGUAAUGUUUAAAUAUAAUCAUAUUUGACCGCUUAAUCUGUUUAAU